This is a messenger RNA of Ficedula albicollis (Collared flycatcher), 1750 nucleotides long. RefSeq names its product hematopoietic lineage cell-specific protein. Gene Ontology annotation, cellular component: actin filament; site of polarized growth; plasma membrane. Gene Ontology annotation, biological process: regulation of actin filament polymerization. NCBI's taxonomy places the organism in Eukaryota, Metazoa, Chordata, Aves, Passeriformes, Muscicapidae. Bases 80 to 1573 code for a protein of 497 amino acids. Gene Ontology annotation, molecular function: actin filament binding. The record is from RefSeq and is a predicted model, not a curated record. The transcript is spliced from 15 exons.
GGCCCAAAGCUCUCGCUGGCAGCAGGUGCCUGAGCAAAUAGCAGCGAGUUUCUCAGCAGGAACUUGUGAGCCUUUAAAGAUGUGGAAAGCAGUCGUGGGACACAACGUGUCAGUGAAGGUGGAACCUCAGGGAGACGACUGGGACACGGACCCUGAUUUCGUGAACGACAUCUCCGAGCGGGAGCAGCGCUGGGGAGCCAAAACCAUCGAGGGCUCGGGCCACGCCGGGCACAUCGACAUCCAUCAGCUGAGGAACAAGGUAUCGGAGGAGCAUGAAGUCAUCAAGAAGAAGGAGCUGGAGACUGGCCCCAAGUCAUCCUAUGGCUAUGGGGGCAAAUUUGGAACAGAGCAAGACCGAAUGGAUAAGUGCGCCGUGGGACACGAGUACGUGGCUCACGUGGAGAAGCACUCCUCCCAGACAGACGCGGCCCAGGGCUUCGGCGGCAGGUUUGGAGUCCAGCGGGACCGAGCUGACAAGUCAGCACUGGGCUUCGAAUACAAGGGUGAGGUGGAGAAGCACUCCUCCCAGAAAGAUUACUCCAAGGGCUUUGGUGGCCGUUACGGAGUGGAAAGGGAUAAGGUGGACAAAGCAGCUGUGGGAUUUGACUACAAAAGCCAGGCAGAAAAGCAUGACUCUCAGAAAGACUAUUCUGUGGGCUUUGGUGGGAAGUUUGGGGUGCAGAGGGAUCGUCAGGACAAGAAUGCCCUUGGCUGGGACCAUCAGGAGGAAGUGCAGCCCCACGCAUCCCAGACAGACUAUGCCAAGGGGUUUGGAGGCCGUUAUGGGGUCCAGAAGGACAGAGUGGAUAAGAGUGCUGCUGGCUUUGAUGAGAUGGCAGCUCCCACCUCCUCCUAUGAGAAAACAAGGCCCCUGGAGGCAGAAGGCUCCAGUGGCGCGAGCAGCCUGCGCGCACGGUUCGAGCACAUGGCACAGGAGGAGGGCAGGAGGCAGGAGGAGCAGCGGGCGAGGCGGCGCCAGCAGCAGCAGGAAGUCCCUCUGAGAGAGGAGAAGCAGACUGGGGCAGCCCCUCCAGCCGUGCCAGCAAGGGAGCCCGUGGGCACUGCUGGGGACCAGCCCGUGUCACCAGAACAGGAGCCCAAAAGGGAGGAUGAAGAAGUAGCACCCACUUUGCCACCAAGGCCAGCAGAGCUGGACGCAGAGCUGGGCAAGGUCCCCAGCCAGGGUCAGCCCACCUACAGUGCGAGUUUGGAUGUUGGUGGAGACUAUGAGGAGCUGCCAGAGCCCUCUGACUACUAUGACAUUGCCAGUGGAGGGGCUGACUAUGAGGAGCUGCCAGCCCUGCUGGGAAAGCCGGAUGCCACCUUUGGAGGAGAUGAAGGUGAAGACUACGAGGUGAUCCUUCCUCAGGAGCCCAGGCAGAGCCACCUGGGGAGCCCCGGGAUCUGUGCAGUGGCUCUCUACGAUUACCAAGGAGAUGGAGACGAUGAGAUUUCUUUUGACCCUGAGGACACGAUCUCGCACAUUGAGAUGGUGGAUGAGGGCUGGUGGCGCGGCUGGUGCCGUGGCAGGGUCGGCCUCUUCCCAGCGAACUACGUGAAGCUUCUGCAAUGAGAUGAGCCCAGGGCAAGCUGCUUCCUUCCCAGCUUUUGCCUCUGUCAUAGCCUGAUGCUGGCCAAAUGCCAGGCACCCACAAAAGCCACUCACUCACCCUCCCCACCACAGCUGGGCAGAGGGGAGAAAAAUUUAAUGGGGCCUCUGUGAGCUGAGGACUGGGAGAAAACAUCCAAG